Hibiscus syriacus is the source of this 7243-nucleotide messenger RNA. Its product is annotated as methyl-CpG-binding domain-containing protein 9-like. Gene Ontology annotation, molecular function: protein binding; DNA binding. The coding region runs from base 66 to 6695 and encodes 2209 amino acids. Lineage: Eukaryota; Viridiplantae; Streptophyta; Magnoliopsida; Malvales; Malvaceae. The record is from RefSeq and is a predicted model, not a curated record. Gene Ontology annotation, cellular component: nucleus. The transcript has 10 exons.
AAAAAAAACACGGAAGAAAUGUAUUUGUUCUUCAAAAAACCCCGACUCGGGUAAAAAACCCAGAAAUGGAGCUCACCGAUUCGAACGAUUCAAAGUCCGAGACUCGUUCACCUCUCGGCAUAGAUCUAAACGAGAUCCCUUCUUCUUCUUUUACCCAAACUCUACCCGAAUCCGACGAACCCGAUUCCUUUUCCAUAGUUCGGGCUAUCCACGAGAAUCCCGACCCGGCUCUAGGCGAGGCCGCCGGUGUCCCCAUAGGAAACGAGAGGGAGCAUUGCGGUGUAUGUGGCUUGUCGGCGGCGAUGGCUGGAGGAGGAGGGGUGGUGGUUUGUGACGGCUGUGAGCGAGGGUUUCAUCUUUCAUGCUCCGGGGUUUCCGGGAUGUUGUCUGCGGGGCAGGAUUGGGUUUGUGCAGUGUGCGUUGGCCGCGGAGUAAGGACUCAGCGGUGGCCGCUUGGGUUCGAGGCCAAAAAACGUAUUCUUGAUAUCAAUGCUUCCCCGCCGAGUGAUGGUGACGGGGAGGGUGAUGAGAUGAAGGGGUUAAUGAGACAGCGCAUGCCUGGUGACAAUUCUUUUGUUGGCAAUGGGUUAGGUGCCCCCUUGACACAUAUGCAUUCCUUGUAUGCGGGUAAUGGAUUUGGCUCUCAGAAAGCUCCUAGGAUGUUGACGCAUGCAGUUAAAAUUGGUUUUGAAGAUAUUGUGCAUCGUAUACGAACUAGAGAUAAAAGUUUUGAUGAGGUAGAUUUGGAUUCUCCACUAAGGAUGCUGAGGAAUAGUAAUAAUACAACUAUUAGAUUUCCAACUCGGAAUCCAAGUGAUGUAUUUUUGCAGGCUCUUAGAGAAUAUGUUUCGGAAAGACAUGGGAUCCUGGAGGAAGGUUGGCGCGUGGAACUAAAACAUUCAAUGAGUGGCUGUGAUCUAUAUGCAGUUUAUUGCGCUCCUGAUGGGAAAACAUUUGGCUCAGUGGCUGAGGUUGCUUCCUAUCUUGGGUUGAUGUCGAACUAUAAACCUGUGGAUGCUGAAAUAAAACGUGAGGGGGCUUGUAAUCAGGAAAGAUUGCAUAUGCCAAGAAAACGGAAGUCAAGUAGGUUUUCAUUUGCCAGUGGAUUUCCUGAAAAUAAGGGAAGUUGUGUAAGUGGACAUUACAAGGAAUUUCCUUGUGAUUGUCAAACUGUGGAAAAGUUUGCCAAUAGAACUUGUAGCUUGAAAGUCAUUGAAGCUGUGCAAGAUGAUAAGAGAUCUGAAUCUGAACAAAUUAAUGAUGGGCUUCCUGUGCAGUUUGAAGAUUUUUUUGUUCUUUCUUUGGGGCUUGUUGACACGAGACCUUCAUACCACAAUGCUACUUUGAUCUUUCCUAUAGGUUAUAGGUCUUGUUGGCAUGAUAAGAUCACUGGGUCCCUUUUUGUAUGUGAAGUUUUUGAUGGUGGUGAUUCUGGACCUAUUUUCAAGAUCAGAAGGUGUUCAUGUUCUGCAUUGCCCCUUCCAAUUGGGUCAACUGUCCUGUUUUUGCCCAAAAUUGAACAAACUUCUAGUCACAAUAAUGAAAGUGAUGCUAGUUAUUGUUAUAACAAGGAGUUCGAUGAAGAUGAAAGUAUUCAAAGGAUCCUUACAGAUCCUUGUCCACCUAUGGAAAAUGAUAUCGUGACUUGUUUGAAAUGUAGUUUGAAGGAAACAGAUGAUGUUCAGGACAUCGACGGAUCCCAACUUGAAGCUAGUUUAAUGUUUGAAAAAUCUGGAGAUAUGUUAAUAGAUGAAAUUGGUGAAAUUUCAGUGAAAGAGUAUUCCUCGUCUGAUGCAUGGAGAAUAAUAUCUCAGAAAUUUGUUGAUGCCUGCUCUGAGAUAAGUAAAAGAAAAGGUACUCUGAAGUUUUACUGUAAGCAUACAGGAAAGGAAAUGGGGUCCGUAAACUGGGAUAUGAUGGAUGAAAAGUAUAAAGAGACACUUACUCCAUUAGCUAAAUUUCGUGGCUUCUCUCCCCCCCUUCUUUUUGAGUAUCAGGCUAAUGAGCUGGAGUCUUGGGCUCAGGAACUGAAAAAAUGGCUGGGACAGGAUAGAUUUGGUCUGGAUGCAGAAUUUGUACAAGAAAUAAUUGAAGAGCUUCCUGAUGUCAAGGCCUGUUCACAAUAUGAAUCUUUGAGGAAAAGAAGUUCUUAUACAGGACCCUUAACAAUCAGAAAUGGUCUCCUGAAGGUUAGAACAACAGAUGGUCUUGAAUGUGAGGAAGAUAAAGGAUUGCAUGGUUUAUUUGGAAAGUCUAAACACCCCCAGUUGGUUGACGACCGCGGUCCUUCCACAGGGAAGCAAUUGUGCUUGAGACUUCCUCCUGAACUUCUUGGUGAUUUUCAUCAGGUGUGGGAGUUAUUAUGCCGCUUUGGUGAAGUAAUGGGUUUGCAAGAAACAUUUUCAGCCAAUGAACUCGAAGAGGAGCUUAUUAAUCCCUGGUCUAAACACUCAAAUAUCUUUCAUAAAUUUGGCUGUGAAAGCCAAGGAUCAGAUAUCCUGAGUUUAUCUAGAAUUGACAGUAUGUGUGAAAAAAAGGUAUCACCAAGUGGUGAUUCCUAUAUGGAAAAUUCUACUGAAAACCUAAAUUCAUUUUUACAGACGGAAACAGGAGAAAUGUUGGAAGCUGACCAGGCUAGGCUUGCUUCUCUUAGCUACAGAAGAUACUUUGGUGUGAUAUUGACAAAGGUUCACAACUCACUGUUAGGGGUGCUAAUAGAUGAGCUGCAAUCAAAGGUUGCUGCACUUGUUGAUCCAAAUUUUGAUUCUGGUGUGUCAAAAUCUAAAAGGGGGAGGAAGAAAGAUUUAGAUAGUACAGCUCCUGCUAAAAAGGUUAAGCUCAGUGUGCUCCCAAUUAAUGAAUUGACCUGGCCUGAGUUAGCUAGAAGAUACAUGUUGUCUUUCUUAUCUAUGGAUGGGAAUCUUGACUCAGCAGAUAUCACUGUCCGUGAGAGUGCUAAAGUGUUCCGUUGCUUACAAGGUGAUGGCGGGGUGCUUUGUGGUUCACUUGCUGGGGUGGCUGGGAUGGAAGCAGAUGCACUCUUGCUUGCAGAGGCUACAAAGCGAAUUUUUGGUUCUUUGAAUGCGAAAAGUGAUGUUCUAACCAUAGAGGAUGAAGGGUCUGGUCAAAAUGAUGCUUGUGAAAAGAAUUUUGUUGAUGGUGGUGAUAUUCCAGAGUGGGCAAAGUUGCUGGAGCCUGUCAAAAAGCUGCCAACAAAUGUUGGAACCAGAAUCAGAAGGUGUGUCUAUGAUGCUUUGGAUAAAGAUCCUCCAGAGUGGGCAAAGAAAAAAUUGGAACAUUCAAUCAGUAAGGAAGUUUAUAAGGGCAAUGCAUCAGGACCAACAAAGAGAGCUGUUCUUUCGGUCCUAGCAGAUAUUCAGAAAGAAUGUUCGACACAAAAAUCUGAGAAAAAAACUAGUAAAAAGAAGACCGUCUUAUCUGUAUCUGAUAUUAUCAUGAAACAAUGUCGCAUCAUAUUACGUCGUGCUGCUGCUGCUGAUGAUUCAAAGGUCUUCUGCAACUUGUUGGGAAGAAAGCUAAUGAAUUCCAGUGAUAAUGAUGAUGAAGGACUCCUUGGAUCUCCUGCCAUGGUGUCUCGUCCUCUAGAUUUUAGGACUAUUGAUUUGAGAUUGUCAGUCGGGGCCUAUGGUGGUUCACACGAAGCUUUUCUUGAGGAUGUUCGUGAGUUAUGGAGUAAUGUUCGUUCUGCUUUUAGUGAUCAGCCUGAUUUAGUUGAAUUGGCCGAGUCUCUAUCCCAAAACUUUGAGUACUUGUAUGAAGAGGAGGUACUUACCCUAGUUCAGAAAUUGGUGGAAUAUGCUAAAUUGGAAUGCUUGAAUUCUGAGAUGAAGACGGAAAUAAAUAACAUGCUUGCUUCAACAAGUGAUAUACCUAAAGCGCCUUGGGAUGAGGGAGUUUGCAAAGUAUGUGGUAUCGACAAAGAUGAUGAUAGUGUUCUUUUGUGCGACACUUGUGAUGCCGAGUAUCAUACAUAUUGCUUGAAUCCUCCACUGGCAAGGAUUCCUGACGGGAACUGGUAUUGCCCUGAUUGUGUUAGCAAACGUAUGGUUCAAGAUUCAUUGCAACCUUCACUUGUUAUCGUCCAAAAGAGAGGUAAAAAGUAUCAGGGAGAGGUUACCCGUGGUUACUUGGAAGCACUUGCACAUUUAGCAUCUGUGAUGAAAGAAAAAGAGUAUUGGCAGUUUAGUGUGGAUGAGAGAGCCUUCUUACUCAAGUUUUUGUGUGAUGAACUACUUAACUCAACACUUAUCCGUCAACAUCUUGAACGUUGUGCUGAAACAACAUUUGAGUUGCAUCAGAAAUUACGUUCUGCAUAUGCAGAAUGGAAAAAUCUUAAAUCUAAGGAAGACUUAGUUGAUGGAAAAGCUGCAAAGUUAGAUACAAGCAUGAUUAGUGCAGUUGGAGAUGGUGUAAAGGAAGGUGGUGAUCGGCUUCCAUCAGAUGGUGAGGUGGAUGCUGACCUUAAUGGUGCAAAUAAAUAUGCAUCUGGUACUCAUACAGAGAAAAGUUUUACCAGUAACGGCCAAUGCAAUCCAAUUGAUAUUGAGUCUCAGUUUAAGGGUGAAGAAGCCAUUGUGGUUGUGAGCAAAGUAUUGCCUGAAAAAAGCGAGAAAUCCCUUAGAACAAGUGUGUUGACUCUAUCAAAUCCUUUGCCCAAAGAAAUUGAUGACUCGAGGAAAGAAACAAAUUGCCAUGGUAUGGUGGACGAGUCUAAGGGAAUGGACGUGGCUUCUCCAUCUUCUCCUUCAGAUUGUGAUGGUCAGUUCCAGUCAUCUGAUGCGACAAGCCUGUAUGCAGCUAUGCAAGUUCCAUCUGUUGCUGAGAACGAGUCACAAUCUCACCACCUUGAGUUGAAUACUAUCAAGAGUGAUAUUCAACAUCUUCAGGACUUAGUUACAAGCUUAGAAUCACAGCUUUUGAAGUUAUCUAUUCGGAAGGAGUUUUUGGGAAGUGAUUCUUCUGGCCGUCUGUACUGGAUUUCAGCCAUGCCAGGUGGAUAUCCUAAGAUUAUUGUUGAUGGAAGUUUGGUAUUGCAUAAGAGGAGAGAUUUUCUGGGCAAUGAGGUACGGAGGCAUUGCACUUCAGUUAACUGGAAUUUUACCUCUGCCACCACAGAUACUGGUAUUAAAGCACAGUGUUCAAAGGCUUCCUGUUCGUUUGUGUAUAAUGCUAAAGAUGCACUUUUGGUUGGUUCACCAUGGGUUACAUAUCAGUCAAAUGCUGAAAUUGAAGAUCUUAUUAAUUGGUUGAAUGAUAAUGACCCAAAAGAAAAGGAGCUGAAAGAGGCUAUUUGCCAGAAGCUAAAAUUCCAGAAUUAUCAAAAAACGAGAAAACAAGCUCAAGAAGAGUGCCAAACUGCCUUUUCAUUGUCUGAUGGUUCUGAUAAAGUUGCGAUUCCCAGUUUUCUUGUUACCAAAGCAGCAAUGUUGCUGGAGAAGAAGUUUGGUCCGUGCUUCGAGUCAGAAAUAGCUGACUCUGUGAAGAAGCAAGGUAAAAAGGAAAAGGUGAUCAUUGAAGAUAAAAUGUACAGGUGUAAAUGCUUAGAGCCUGUUUGGCCCUCCAGAAAUCAUUGCAUCUCUUGCCACAGAACAUUUUUUACUGAUGUUGGUUUCGAGGAUCAUAAUGAUGGUAAAUGCACACUGGAUCCACCUGAUAAGGGUAAGUCAGUUGGUGAUUCUUUGAAAAGAAAAGGGAAUAUGAAAUCUGAUGGUAACUCGGGUGGCUGUACUGUGGACAUGGAAAUUGACGAAAAAUCCAAAGGUUUUCAAAAUGACGGAGUAGUUUGUCCUUAUGACUUUGAAGAGAUCAGUACCCAAUUUGUGACUAGAGAUUCUAAUGAAGAAUUGGUGCGGGAAAUUGGUCUUAUCGGUUCAGAUGGGGUUCCUUCAUUUGUUUCAUCUGUUCCACAAUUUGUCGGUGACCCUACCCUAAUACCUGUUCCUCACCAAGAAAUAGAGGAUUUAGGGGAUGAUGCGAAGGCUGCUAAGAGGCCUGUAUUAUCACAAGGAAACUGGAGUAUGGUCAACGGAGUCAAAGAAGGCUUUUCUGAUGGUUCUUUCAAAAGGUCUGUUGUAAAUGAGAUUAAAGUGCAAAAAAACAAAAGACCAGCUUUGAGAUGCUCGGAACAAAGGGAUAAAAUCUCUCCUGCAGAUAACUAUUCUCCUGAACUGGGUAAUGGUCACUGCUGUGUAGUCCCCCAGUCUUCAUUAAGGCCCUUAGUUGGUAAGGUUUCACAGAUUAUGCGGCAACUAAAGAUUAAUUUACUUGACAUGGAUGCUGCACUCUCUGAAGAAGCUUUGAGACCAUCAAAGGCAAGCAUAGAAAGGAGGUGGGCCUGGCGUUCAUUUGUUAAAUCUGCAGAAACAAUAUAUGAGAUGAUCCAAGCAACAAUUGCAUUUGAGGACAUGAUUAAGACUGAUAACUUGAGGAAGGAGUGGUGGUAUUGGUCAUCUCUAUCUGCAGCUGCAAAAGUUUCAACCAUGUCUUCUCUUGCCCUACGUAUAUACUCCUUCGAUGCCAUUAUUGUUUAUGAAAAGUCAUCUGAGUUCCAGUCAAUUGACAAUUUGAAGCCUAGCAGCAUCACUAGAUCAAAGCUGCUCUCCAAGUUGGAUCUACCGGAGAAGUGCAAGGUGAGCCGGAAGACUAGUAAGAAAAGGAAGGAACCAGAAGGCUGAUCUUUGUGAAAUAGGAGUUUCAAAUCCAAGAGGAUCUUAUUUCAAUUAAACUUGAUCCCCAUGGCAAGGGAAACUGGUUGCAGAAAUAUGUCAGAAAGGAUAUCAGAGUCCUAGAAUCAGAACCAAAGUGUUGGUUUGGGUUUGCGUUGACUGUUUGGAGCUAGUGUUCCGGUGUCAGUGCCCCGUAUAUAUAUUGAUAAGGCUAACAUGCUAAUUUGGAUGCUUUGAUUCGGAACCAGAUUCCAUGGAAGCACCUAUGGUGUUGGAAGCUCCAGAGGACCAAUUGACUAGUGAGAAUAUGCAUCCAAUUUUGGACUGAUUUCUGCUGCAUCUUUUUGGUUUCUUUCCUGGAAAGAGAGAUUAUAUACAUAUACAGCAUGAAUUAGUGUAAAAAGAAAAAGAAAAAUAUGGUUGAAGUAGAGCAGGUGUAGAUGAUAUUUCAUUCUUUAUACCUCUCUUUCUCGCCCUCUGGUACCCUUUUGUUUUUCAUCUGGUAUUCGAUGCACCAGAGUUCCUUCGAAGAAUGAAAAAUUCAUGUGUUUUCUUUC